CCGGUGUCCGUCACCCAUCGUUUCUCUGGAGGGAAGCUGGGGAGGAUUUGGUGGCUUGGGAGACCUCUAUACUUAAACAUAUCUGGACCGGAGCAAGUGGCGAAGUUGGAGUCAGUUUGAAAACUAGUGGAUGGCAAGUUUUCUCUCAGCGAAUACUGUGGGAGCCUUUUGCUGAACUUGUGAAAAAGUGCCAAAAUGGCAGACAAUCCAGAGUAUGAGGAGGAUUUUGAGGAGGAGGAGGAAGAGGAGACUCUGGGCGAGUAUGUUAAGCAGAUUACAACGACAACUGUGACUGAGCACACGACUCAGUCUUUGCAGUCUGGCUUGCCCACUCGGAAAGUCAGAAAGAGGGCCAAAGUCGACACCUCAAAGUUCAUGACUCCAUACCUGGCCCACAGCAUGAAGAUGCUGGAGCAGUACAGCCACAAUAAGUAUCGCCAAGCUUAUGAGAUGUCCAAGGGGGCCCCUCCUGCCCUCACCACUGACACCCCUGAACUGAUUCGCAUCAGGAAGGCCCAGGAGCAGCUGAGUGAGGUUAAAUAUCGCAUGGAGGGAAAUAAGGUUCGAACCUCCAGCUUGUACGAUGGCGAAGCUCGGGAGAUCGCCCACGUGAAGCGUGUCUCAGAGCUGAUGAGCAAGGUUCUCUACAGGCAAAAGUGGGAUGAGACUAAGGAUAAGUACCUGCUGCCCCCUGACGCUCCUGAACUGGUUCUGGCUGUGAAAAAUGCUGCCAAUUACAGCAAAAAACUCUACACCGAGGCCUGGGAUGAAGAGAAGGUCCUGUACUGUCCUUACAGUGACAGCCCUGAGCUGCGCAGGGUGGCAAAGGCUCAGGAGGUCUUCAGUGAUAUUCGCUAUAAGAAGGGUCAUGAUCAGCGCAAAGCCAAGUACACUUGCUUACCUGAUCCUCCAGAGGUGGAACUGGCCAGAAGAGUGGCGAAUCAGCGCAGUGAUCUCAAGUACAAGGAGGAUUACAAUAAAAACGUGAAGGGGCAGUGGUGUGAGACGCCCUACUUUGACAUAGCCAUUGCCAGGAUGGCGAUGGACAACCUCAGUGAUAGAAAAUACACUCAAAAGUUUGAGGAUACGAAAGACCAAAUUUAUUUCAUGCAAACAGAGACGCCGGUUUACGAGACGCAGAAGAAAGCUCGCAUUGCUGCUAGUGAGGUCCAAUACAAGAAGGAAUAUGAAAAGAAAAAAGAUCAGUCGGACUACAACACCCUCCCCGCCACAGAGAAUCCUCUCCUUAGACAGCUCCGAUACGCUGGCACCAUCCUCAGUGAUAAAGUCUAUAAAGCCAGCUAUGAGAAAUCCAGGGGUUCCAGUAUCAACUACUGCGACACACCAAAGUUCCAGAUGGACUCAGUGCUUAAAAAGUUCACUGAUAUACGUUACAAAGAGAAAUAUGAAAAUGAGGUGAAGGGGCACUACGUUGGCAGCUAUGAAGACCUUUAUAUGGUUCACUGCCAAAAAAUGGAAGAAAUGAAGAAUGAGCAAUUAUACAAAGCAGAUUAUGAAGACAUGAAAAUACGCAGCUAUUUUCCCCAAACUAUAACCCCUGAGUUUGAAGCUCACAAGAAGCUUCAGAAAUGUAACGAUAAAGUUUACCGACAGCAUCCAGACACGGUGAAGUUUACACAAGUUACUGAUUCGCCUGUGCUGGUUCAAGCCCAAAUCAACGCCAAACAACUAAGUGAUUUGAACUAUAAAGCAAAGUAUGAAAAAACAAAGUUCAAGUGCAGUCUGCCUUCAGACUACCCCUUCUUCAUCCAGUCAAGAGUUAAUGCUUUUAACCUCAGUGACAAUUGUUACAAAUAUGACUGGGAAAAAACGAAAGCAAAGAAGUUUGAGAUCAAGGGCGAUACCAUUUCAAUCCUCGCUGCUCGCGCUCACACAAACAUUGCCAGUGAUGUUAAAUACAAAAAGGAGUAUGAGAAGAACAGGGGACAUAUGGUUGGGGCCCUAAGCAUUAAUGAUGAUCCAAAGAUCCUGCACUCUGUUCACGUUGCCAAAAUCCAGAGUGAUCGUGAAUACAAGAAGAACUACGAAAAGAUAAAGACCAAGUAUCAUGCACCGCUGGACAUGAUAUCUGUCACCACCGCCAAGAAAUCUCAGGCAAUUGCAAGCAUGGCUGGGUACCGGAGCAUCAGCACCAACUUUUUCCUCCCCCAUGACAGUGUUCUGCUGGACUUGGCCAAAAAGGCCAACAGCAUCCAAAGUGAUAAUGAAUAUAAGGCUGAGUACAACAACUACACUAAAGGUUCGCCAUGGGUCCCCUACGGCUCCUUGGAGGUGGAGAAAGUUAAGAAAGCUGGUGAAAUCCUGAAUGAGAAAAAGUACAGGCAGCACCCAGACACAAUCCCCUUUACAUCUAUUGAUGAUCACCCCAUCAUGCUGCAAGCCAGAGUAAACCAGCUGCAGAGGAGUGAUCUUUUCUACAAAAGAGGGAUUCAGGAAGUCCAUCAAAAAUACUCACUACCUCCUGAUAUACCAGAGUUUAUUCAAGCCAAAUGCAAUGCUUACAACAUCAGCAAGAACUACUAUAAGCUUGCCUGGCAGGAGACGAUCGCUAAAGGUUAUGACCUCAAGGUCAAUGCCAUCCCUAUCGUUGCUGCUAAAGCGGCUAGGCAUGCUGCUAGCGAUGUCCAAUACAAAAAGGCUUAUGAGAAGGCCAAAGGUCACCACGUGGGCUUCCGAAGCCUCCAGGAUGACCCUCUGCUGGUUCAUUACAUGCAAGUAGCCAGAAUCCAGAGUGACAAACUCUACAAGAAGGACUACCAAAAGGCUAAGCUGAAGUAUCACACCCCGGUGGACAUGCUGAGUGUGGUCCAUGCUAAACAGGCCUCUGCUGUACAGACCUUUGUGGGCUACAAGCAGCAUCACCACAACUACUGCCUUCUCCCCGACUCCGUUGGUCUUCAGCUUGCUCGUAACAUGAGCGUCAACGCCAGUGAUAACAACUACAAACUUGAGUAUGAGUCUUUUAUCAAGGGAACUGGCUGGGUGCCGAUUGGCUCCCUGGAUGUGGAGAAGGCGAAGGUGGCCGGAGCGGCUCUUGAUGAGAGGAAGUAUCGGCAGCACCCAUCUACUUUUAAGUUUACCAGCGUCUCUGACUCUAUGAGCAUGGAGCUGGCCAAAGCCAAUGCCAAGAUACUGAACGCGAAAGAGUAUAAAGCUAGUGGAGAGAAGUUCAUGCACACUUACCACCUCCCAGCUGAUGCUCCUGAAUUCCUGCAAGCCAGGUACAAUGCUGUCAAUAUCAGCCAGAAUUAUUACACCUACUCUCAUCGUCAAGAUUUGCUCAAAGGACAUCACGUAAAGGAGGAUUCCAUCCCCAUUGUUGCUGCAAAAUCCUCAAGAGACAUUGCCAGUAAUUACAAGUAUAAACUGGCUUUUGAGAAGGCAAGGGGCCAUCAUGUUGGCUUCCGUAGCCUUCAGGAUGACCCUUUGCUGGUUCAUUUCAUGGAAGUGGCUAAAAUGCAGAGUGAAAAGCUCUACAAGAAGGACUACCAUAAGGCCAAGCUGAAGUAUCACACCCCUGUGGACAUGCUGAGUGUGGUCCAUGCUAAACAAUCCUCUGCUGCUCAGACCAUGGCUGGAUACAGGAACAUUCCUCACAGCUUCAUGCUCCUUCCUGACAACUUGCACCUGCAGCGUUGUCGCAACAUGAUGGAGAUCCAGAGUGAUAAUGUCUAUAAAUUAGAUUAUAAUGUCAACUGCAAAGGUAUUGGCUGGGUUCCUAUCGGUUCUGUUGAUGUUGAGAAAGCUAGAACUGCCAAGGCAGCGCUGGAUGACAUAGGCUAUCGUCAGCAUCCCAGUACACUCAAAUUCACAAGCAAGACUGACGCAAUGAAUAUGGCUCUGGCUUUGACCAACACAAAACUGAUGGACAAAGCUGCUUACAAAGCUUCUGGUGAGAAGUUUAUGCACACCUAUCAUCUUCCAGCAGACAGCCCAGAGUUUCUUCAGGCUAAGUUCAACGCUCAGUCCCUUAGCGAGAGUUACUACAAGCACAAAUGGCUGGAAACCAUUGCCAAAGGAUAUGACAUGAAACCUGAUGCAAUUUCUAUUCUGCAUGCAAAGCAAGGGAGACAUAUUGCCAGUAAUGUCCAGUAUAAGAAAGAAUAUGAAAAGGCAAGGGGCCAUCAUGUUGGCUUCCGUAGCCUUCAGGAUGACCCUCUGCUGGUUCAUUUCAUGGAAGUGGCUAAAAUUCAGAGUGACAAGCUCUACAAGAAGGACUACCAUAAGGCUAAGCUGAAGUAUCACACCCCUGUGGACAUGUUGAGUGUGGUCCAUGCUAAACAAUCCUCUGCUGCUCAGACCAUGACCGGAUACAAGCAGGUUCCUCACAACUACACACUUCUUCCUGACAACUUGCACCUGCAACUGUGCAGAAACAUGAACUUUCAGUCAAGUGACUUUAAUUACAAAUCUGAAUGGAACAACUAUAUCCGUGGUAUUGGUUGGGUCCCCAUUGGCUCAAUUUCCGUAGAAACUGCUAAAGUUGGUGGUGAUAUUCAGAAUGAAAAGAAGUACCGCACUCACCCAUCACAGUUCAAGUUUAGCAAGCUGAUGGACUCCAUGGACUUGACUUUAGCUACUGCAAACAACCAGAUCAUGAACAGGAAAGCAUACACUUCAGCUUGGGAAAAGGACAAGUUGAAAAUUCACGUCAUGCCAGAUUCUCCUGAAAUUGUUCUGGCCAAAGCUAACGCUUUGAACAUGAGCAAUAAACUUUACAAAGCUGGCGUUGUAGAGAUGGCCCUCAAAGGCCACAACCUUAAAGCCGAUGCCAUUCCCAUUGUGGCUGCAAAGACUGGCACCAAAAUUGCCAGUAAUUACAAGUACAAAUUGGAUUAUGAGAAGGCGAGAGGUCACCAUGUUGGUUUCCGUAGCCUUAAGGAUGAUCCCCUCUUGGUUCAUUACAUGGAAGUGGCAAAAAUUCAGAGUAACAAGCUCUACAAGAAAGACUACGAGAAGUCCAAGCUGAAGUAUCACACCCCAGUGGAUAUGCUGAGUGUGGUCCAUGCCAAGCAGGCCUCUGCUGCUCAGACUAUGGCUGGAUACAGAAAGAUCUACCACACCAAUGCUCUCCUUCCUGAUGCUUUGAACCUACAGCUAGCACGUGUGAUGAAUGAACAGUCCAGUGACUGGAAUUACAAGGCUGAAUGGAACAACUACAUCAGAGGAAUUGGAUGGGUUCCUAUUGGUUCUGUAGCAGUUGAGUUAGCCAAAGUCGGUGGUCAGAUUUUGAGCGACCACAAGUACCGUACCCAUCCAUCCAAUUUCACAUUCCGCAAGCUGAUGGACUCCAUGGACAUCGCUUUGGCUACUGCCAACAACCAGAUCAUGAACAAGAAAUCAUACACUGAAGCCUGGGAGAAAGACAAAACAAAAGUCCAUGUGAUGCCUGAUUCUCCUGAAAUUGUUCUGGCUAAGGCUAAUGCCAUUAAUAUGAGCAAUAAACUUUACAAAGCUGGUGUCGUGGAGAUGGCCAAUAAAGGAUACAACCUCAAAGCAGAUGCUAUUCCAAUCCAAGCCGCUAAGUCUGGUACCACGAUUGCUAGUAAUUAUAAGUACAAGCUGGCUUUUGAGAAGGCCAAGGGUCACCACGUGGGCUUCCGUAGCCUCCAGGAUGACCCUCUGCUGGUGCACUACAUGGAAGUGGCCAGAAUUCAGAGUAACAAGCUCUACAAGAAAGACUACGAGAAGUCCAAGCUAAAGUAUCACACCCCUGUGGACAUGCUGAGUGUGGUUCAUGCCAAGCAGGCCUCUGCUGCUCAGACCAUGAUUGGGUACAAAAAGGUUAUCACACACUACAACGUGCUGCCCGAUGCCAUGAAUCUGGAACUCGCCCGUAACAUGCAGUUCAUUGCCAGUGAUAACCAGUACAAAAAGGAGUAUGAUAUGUACAUGAAAGGAAUCGGAUGGGUUCCCAUUGGUUCACUGGAUGUUGAAAAAGCAAAAGCUGCUGAAAAAGCUCUGAGUGAACAACUGUACCGCCAGCAUCCCAGCAAUUUCAAAUUCACCAAAGACAUGCAUUCUAUGGACCUGGCUCUGGCCACCGCCAACAACCAGAUCAUGAAUAAGAAAUCCUACACUCAAGCCUGGGACAGUGACAAGACGUCGAUCCACAUCAUGCCUGAUGCAAUGAAUGUUGUUCUGGCAAGAGACAACAAGAAGAACUACAGUGAGAAACUCUACAAAUUGGAUAAUGAACUUUCCAAGAAGAAAGGUCAUAACCUUCGAGGAGAUGCAAUCCCAAUUCAGGCAGCAAAGGCCUCCACUGUUAUUGCUAGUGAUUACAAGUACAAGACAGGAUACCGCAAGCAGGUCGGCCACCACAUUGGAGCCCGCAGCAUCCAGGACGAUCCUCUGCUCAUGCUGGCUCUGAACUCAGCCAAGAUUGCCAGUGAUGCUCUGUACAAGAAGGACUUCAACAAUUUCAAGACCAAGUUCCACCUGCCGGUGGACAUGCUGUCCUUUGAACUGGCCAAAAAGAACCAGAUCCAAGUCAACCAUUUUAACUACAUAACUCGUCUACACAACUGGACCUGUCUGCCAGAUUCCACUGACGUGGUUCAAGCCAGACAUGCAUACAAUCUGCAAAGUGAUGCUGUCUACAAGGAAGACCUGAAGAUGAUGCAGGGUCUGGGCUGGGUGCCUAUAGGUUCACUGGAUGUUGAGAAAGUGAAGAAAGCCGGUGAGAUCCUGAGUGAGACAAAGUACCGUCAGCACCCAAGCAACUUCAAGUUCAAGCUCACCACUGAGGACAUGCCCAUGGCAUUAGCCAAGGCCAAUGCUCAAAACACGAACAAGAGUGCUUACAUUCAGGCCUGGGAAAAGGACAAAACCACUGUCCAUAUCAUGCCUGAUGCUAUGGAUGUUGUUCUGGCCAAAGCAAACAAGGUCAUCUACAGCGAGAGCAAGUACAAACAGGCAUACGAGGAAUCCAAGAAGAAAGGAUAUGACCUACGAAAUGAUGCUGUUUCUGUUGUUGCUGCAAAGGCUUCAAGGGAUAUCGCCAGUGAUUACAAAUACAAGGCCGGUUACCGUAAGCAGGUCGGCCACCACAUUGGAGCCCGUAGCAUCCAGGACGAUCCUCUGCUCAUGCUGGCUCUGAACUCAGCCAAGAUUGCCAGUGAUGCUCUGUACAAGAAGGACUUCAACAAGUCCAAGACCAAGUUCAACUUGCCAGUGGACAUGUUGAAUCUUGAACUUGCAAAGAAAUGCCAGAAGCAAGUCAAUGACUUCAACUAUAGAACUCGUCUGCACCAGUGGACCUGCCUGCCUGACUCCAGUGACGUGGUUCAAGCCAGACAUGCAUAUGACCUUCAAUCAGAUAAUAUUUACAAGGAGGACCUGAAGAUGAUGCAAGGUAUUGGAUGGGUCCCAAUAGGUUCAUUGGAUGUUGAGAAAGCGAAAAAAGCUGGUGAGGUUCUAAGUGAGAGACAGUACCGUCAGCACCCGAGCAACUUCAAGUUCAAGUGUACAACUGAGGAUAUGCCGAUAGUGCUCGCUACAGCCAACGCUAAGGUUAUGAACAAGAAAUUGUAUGUUGAAAACUGGGAGAAUGAGAAGUCAAAGAUCCACAUCAUGCCUGAUGCCAUGGACUGUGUUCUAGCCAAAGCCAACAGUUAUAACUACAGCUUGAAAAAAUACAAAGAAGAAAAUGAAGAGGCCAAAAAGAAGGGCUACGACCUGCGCAAUGAUGCCGUUUCCAUACUAGCAGCGAGAGCAUCCAGGGAUAUUGCCAGUGAUUACAAGUACAAGACAGGAUACCGCAAGCAAGUUGGUCACCACAUUGGAGCCCGCUGUGUCCAGGAUGACCCUCUGAUCAUGCUAGCUCUGAAUUCAGCAAAGAUUGCCAGUGAUGCUCUGUACAAGAAGGACUUCAACAAGUCCAAGACCAAAUUCCAUCUGCCCGUGGACAUGCUGAACCUUGAGUUGGCCAAGAAAUGCCAGAAGCAAGUCAACAAUUUCAAUUAUAUCACUCGUCUGCACCAGUGGACAUGUCUGCCAGACUCCAAUGAUGUGGUUCAAGCCAGACAUGCAUAUGACCUGCAAAGUGAUGCUGUAUACAAAGAAGAUCUGAAGAUGAUGCAGGGCAUCGGAUGGGUGCCCAUAGGUUCACUAGAUGUGGAGAAGGCAAAAAAAGCUGCUGAAGUUUUGAGUGAAAGAAAGUACCGUCAACAUCCAAGCAACUUCAAAUUCAAGUGCACUACUGAAGACAUGCCUUUGGUGUUGGCUAAAGCCAAUGCUCAAGUUAUGAACAAGAAAGCCUAUACGGAAGUGUGGAACAAAGAAAAGACAAAGAACCACAUCAUGCCCGAUGCGAUGGAUGUGCUCCUAGCUAAGGCAAACAAUGUCAACUACAGCUUGAAAAAGUACAAACAAGCACAUGAAGACUCCAAGAAGAAGGGUUAUGACCUGCGAGGUGAUGCCAUAUCUAUUCUGGCUGCAAGAGCAACCAGGGACAUUGCAAGUGAUUACAAGUACAAGACAGGAUACCGCAAGCAGGUCGGCCACCACAUUGGAGCCCGCAGCAUCCAGGACGAUCCUCUACUCAUGCUGGCUCUGAACUCAGCCAAGAUUGCCAGUGAUGCUCUGUACAAGAAGGACUUCAACAAUUUCAAGACCAAGUUUCACCUGCCGGUGGACAUGCUGGCCUUUGAACUGGCCAAAAAAAACCAGAUCCAAGUCAACCAUUUUAACUACAUAACUCGUCUACACAACUGGACCUGUCUGCCAGAUUCCACUGACGUGGUUCAAGCCAGACAUGCAUACGAUCUCCAAAGCGAUGCUGUAUACAAAGCUGACCUGAAAUGGCUCCAAGGUCUGGGCUGGGUGCCUAUUGGGUCAGUUGAUGUGGAAAAAUCCAAGAAAGCUGCAGAGAUUUUGAGUGAAAGAAAGUACCGCCAGCACCCCAGCACUGUGCCAUUCCACAGUCUAACAGAUGCCAUGAAUAUUGUGCUUGCAAAGAAUAAUGCUUUGACCAUGAACAAGCGCCUCUACACUGAAGCAUGGGAGAAAGACAAAGUUAAGCUGCACAUUAAACCAGACACUCCUGAGAUUGUUCUCGCUCAACAAAAUGCAGUGAACAUGAGCAAGAAAUUAUACAGACAAGGUUUUGAGGAAACCAUUAAGAAGGGUUACUUCCUUCCUCCUGACUCAGUCUCUGUCAAGGCUGCCAAGGGCUCCAGGGAGAUCAUCAGUGAUUACAAGUACAAGACAGGAUACCGUAAGCAGGUCGGCCACCACAUUGGAGCCCGCUGUGUCCAGGAUGAUCCUCUGAUCAUGCUGGCUUUGAACUCAGCCAAGAUUGCCAGUGAAGUUCUGUACAAGAAGGACUUCAAUAAGUCCAAGACCAAAUUCCAUCUGCCCGUGGACAUGCUGAACCUUGAGUUGGCCAAGAAAUGCCAGAAGCAAGUCAACCACUUCAAUUAUAUCACUCGCCUGCACCAGUGGACUUGCCUGCCAGACUCCAAUGAUGUUGUACAGGCCAGGAAAGCCUAUGAUCUUCAGAGUGAUGCUGUGUACAAGGCAGACUUAGAUGAAGUUGUUGGCGUAGGGUGGGUCCCCAUAGGCUCUUUGGAUGUGCUGAAGGCUAAGAAUGCUUCAAAAAUUCUCAGUGACCUUCUCUACAAGCAGAAACCAGAGACUCUGAAAUUCACCACAGACAUGCAUUCUAUGCCCAUGGUCUUGGCAAAAACGAAUGCAGAAAUCAUGAAUAAGAAAAACUACAUAGCUGCAUGGGAGGCAGAUAAGCUUAAGACCCAUGUGACCCCAGACCUCCCUGAACUGCUGCUUUCUAAGGCCAAUGCCUACAACAUCAGCAAGAAACUUUAUAGAGAAGAUGUCGAGAAGAUUUUCAGAAAGGGCUAUGACAUGAAGGCUGAUGCUGUUUCCAUCAUUGCCGCCAAACACGGAAGAGAAAUCAUCAGUGAUUACAAGUACAAGACAGGUUACCGUAAGCAGGUCGGGCACCACAUUGGAGCUCGCUGUGUCCAGGAUGAUCCCCUGAUCAUGCUGGCUCUGAACUCAGCCAAGAUUGCCAGUGAAGUUCUGUACAAGAAGGACUUCAACAAAUCCAAGACCAAAUUCCACCUGCCAGUGGACAUGUUGAACCUUGAACUUGCAAAGAAAUGCCAGAUACAAGUCAAUGACUUCAACUAUAGAACUCGUCUACACAAUUGGACCUGUUUGCCAGAUUCCAAUGACGUGGUACAGGCCAGGAAGGCUUAUGACCUGCAAAGUGAUGCUGUGUAUAAGGCUGACAUGGAAUGGGUCAAGGGAAUGGGAUGGGUACCAAUAGGUUCAGUUGAUGUUGAGAAAGCCAAAAAAGCAGCUGAGAUUCUGAGUGAGAGGAAGUAUCGCCAGCAUCCCAGCACCUUCAAAUUUACUGCCAAGACAACUGACAUGCCAUACGCCCUCGCCCAGGCCAAUGCCCAAAUCAUGAACAAGAAAGCAUAUGUUGCUGCCUGGGAGAGUGAUAAGACCAACCUUCACAUCAUGCCUGACACUCCAGAGAUCAUCCUGGCCCAGCAGAAUAAACUCAACACCAGUCUGAAAUAUUACCGUGAAGGAUUUGUGAACACCAUAAACAAGGGCUACUAUCUUCCUAAGGACGCUGUUUCUGUUGUAGCUGCCAAGGCAUCCCGUGACAUUGUCAGCGAUUAUAAAUAUAAGGCCGGAUACCGCAAACAAUGCGGCCAUCACAUUGGGGCCUUGAGCGUUCAGGACGACCCACUGCUUAUGUUAGCUGCUAAUGCGGCAAAGAUCUCCAGUGACAACAUCUAUAAGAAAGACUUCAACAAGACCAAGACAAAAUAUCACCUUCCGGUGGACAUGCUGUCUGUAGAACUCGCCAAAAAGUGCCAGCGACAAGUCAAUGACUUCAACUACAGAAACUACCUGCACCAGUGGACUUGCCUGCCAGACUCCAAUGAUGUGGUCCAGGCCAGAAAGGUCUACGACCUGAGAAGUGAUGCUGUUUACAAAGCCGACCUAGAGUGGCUGAGAGGAUGUGGCUGGUCAACUCAGGAUUGUGUGGAUGUAGUCAAAGUGAAACACGCUCAAACUGUUCUGAAUGAUAGGCUCUACCGUCAGCACCCAAGCACUGUCAAGUUCACAAGCAUUGUGGAUCUCCCUGCUAUCGUUCUAUCCAAACAAAAUUCUGACAACCUAAGUGAUAGAAAAUACAGAGAAGUGUGGGACAAAGACAAGCUGGUCAUUCACAUGCCAUCAAACGCACCUACCUUUGAACUAGCAAAGGCAAACGCUGUGACUGUCAGCAACAAAUUGUACACAAAGGCAUGGGAUGACCAGAAGGCUAAGGGCUACCACAUCAAAGAGGAUGCUGUCUCUGUUCUGAAAGCUAAAGCUUCCAGAGAUAUCAUAAGCGACUACAAGUAUAAGACAGGAUAUCGCAACCAAGUCGGCCACCACAUUGGAGCUCGCUGUGUCCAGGAUGAUCCCCUUAUCAUGCUGGCUCUGAACUCAGCUAAGAUUGCCAGUGAUGCUCUGUACAAGAAGGACUUCAACAAGUCCAAGACCAAGUUCAACCUGCCAGUGGACAUGCUGAACCUUGAGUUGGCCAAGAAAUGCCAGAAGCAAGUCAACGACUUUAACUACAGAACGUACCUGCACCAGUGGACCUGCCUGCCAGAUUCCAACGAUGUGGUUCAAGCCAGGAAGGCCUAUGAUCUCCAAAGUGAUGCUGUGUACAAAGCUGACAUGGAGUGGAUACGUGGCUGUGGAUGGUCGCCACAUGAGUGUGUGGAUGUUAUGAAGGCUAAGAAUGCACAGAAGAUCCUUGCAGAUAGAGGCUACCGUAUUCAGUUGGAUAAGCAGCCGUUCACAAUUCCUUCAGACAGAAUGGAUAUUGUGCGCGCUAAGAACGCAGCUGAUGUCCUUAAUGAGGCAAAGUACCGUGAGGCCUGGCAUCAGGAUAAGACCAAGUACUCGUUGGUCGAGACUCCAUUGAUUGUCACAGCCAGGGAAGUGGCUAAAAACAUUCACCCGAAACUGUACACUGAUGCGUGGGACAAAGUGAAAGCGACUGGAUACUUUAUGCCUUCUGACGCUGUAUCCAUCAAGCAGUGCACCACUACAACUCAAGUGCAAAGUAAACAUAAAUAUUUGGAAAGUUACCGUAAGCAGGUCGGCCACCACAUUGGAGCUCGCUGUGUCCAGGAUGAUCCCCUGAUCAUGCUGGCUCUGAACUCAGCCAAGAUUGCCAGUGAUGCUCUGUACAAGAAGGACUUCAACAAGUCCAAGACCAAGUUCAACCUGCCAGUGGACAUGCUGAACCUUGAGUUGGCCAAGAAAUGCCAGAAGCAAGUCAAUGACUUUAACUACAGAACAUACCUGCACCAGUGGACUUGUAUGCCAGACCAAAAUGAUGUGAUCCAGGCCCGCAAAGUCUAUGAUCUGCAAAGCGACGUUCUCUACAAGGCAGACUUGGAGUGGAUCAGAGGCUACGGUUGGGUGGCAGCUGACUCUGUUGACCAUGUCAAAGUCAAGAAAGCACAGGAAAUCCUUAACGAUAGACUCUACAAGAAAAAUGCUAUUGCGGAGUUUGGAAAAUUCACCCUUGUUGUGGAUCGCCCUGAAAUCGUCUUGGCAAAAAUAAAUGCUGCCAACCUCAGUGAUCUGAAAUAUAAAGAAAGUUUCAAUGCAGAAAAGGGUCACUACAUCGGGUCAGAUGAUACUCCUCAACUGGCCCAUAGCAGAGAAGUGGCGAAGAUCAUCAGUGAGAAAACCUACAAAAUGCAAUGGGAUGAGACCAAGGCUGCUGGCUACAAGCUAAACCACGAGUUUAUCCCACUGCUCACUGGGAAGAAGGGCAGAGAAAUUGCCAGUGAUGUCAAGUACAAGGAUGCUCAUGAAAAAGCUAAAGGUCACUACAUCGCUGGGACUCUGGUGGACUUCCCUGAGGUGGUGCGCUGUGGACAGCAGGAGAAGAAUAAGCCAAUGAGGAUCUACCAGAAAGACUACCAUCAAUCCAAGACCAAAAACCACAUUCCAUCCGACAUCAUUGCUAACCAGGUAGCUAAGCGCUGCCAGGACAUGUUGAGCAACGUCCUGUAUCGCACCUACCUGCACCAGUGGACCUGCCAUCCAGAACAGGAGGAUGCCAUCCGUGCCCGCAAGACUAACGAGAUACUCAGUGAUGUGUUUUACAAAGAUGACCUGAACUGGAUGAAGGGAAUUGGAUGCUAUGUCUGGGACACACCAGAGAUUCUCCGUGCCAAGAAGUCCUACGAGCUACAAAGUGAUCUUAAGUAUAGAGCAGAGGCCAAAAAGGAGUUCAACAACUACUCAAUUGUGACAGACACGCCAGAGUAUGUGACGGCUGUCCUGGGUCACACCUGGGCCAGUGAGCUGAACUACAGGGAGGCAUAUCACAAGGAGAAGCACUUGUACACCGCUAUCCUGGACACCCACGACUACGCCAGAUGCCACAACUUCAAAUACUUCUUCAGCAAUAAAAUCUACACAUCUGCCUGGGACAAAAUCAAAGCCAAGAGCUACCGCAUCCCACAUGACUCACAUGCGCUGCAGCAUGCAAAACAACAGAAGGUCAUACUCAGCAAUGUGAAAUACAAGGAGGACUAUGAAAAGUUCAAAUCCCUAUACAGUCUGCCCAAGUCGCUUCAGGAUGAUCCGGCCACUGCUCGCUGCGUCCAGGUUGGAAAGCUGGUCUUAGACCGUCUGUACAAAGACAAUUACGAGAAGACCAAGGCCAAAAAUCAUAUCCCCCCAGACAUGCUGGAGAUCUUGUCCGCUCGUAACACCCAGAAAACUGUCAGUGGCAUCAACUACCGAAAGUAUCUGCACCAGUGGAUUUGCAUGCCUGACAUGCAGAUGUAUGUCCAAGCGCGCAAAGUCAAUGAACAGCUCAGUGAUAUUUUCUACAAAGAUGAUAUGAACUGGCUGAAGGGUAUCGGCUGCUAUGCCUGGGACACUCCAGAGAUCCUCCGUGUCAAACAAGCUGGUAUCCUUCAGAGUGAGGCCAAGUACAGAGCUAAGGGUAUUGAAGCCUUUAAGGAGUACACUGUGGUGACGGACACUCCUGUGUAUGAGACGGCCAAGCAGAACGCUCAGAAUCUGAGUGACCUCCACUACCGCUACGACUAUAACACAAAUGUCAAAGGAAGCAGCAGCUCACCUGCUGUUACCAUUGAAACCGAGAGAGCCAGGAUGGCCAACUACGUCCAGAGUGAUAAAAAGUACAAGGAAGCCAACAAGAACUUCAUGCCCACGGGUUACUCCCUUCCCAACGAUACUCCUCUGAUCAAACAGGCAAAGAUAAACAAAGUUGUGACCAGCAGCUUUAAAUACAAGGAAGCCUAUGAGAUGAUGAAGGCUAAGGCGUAUACUCUUCAUCCAGAGGGGGUCAGCUUUGUUACCUCCAGGAAGGUUAACAAGAUGAUCAAUGAUCGUCUGUAUCGUGAGGCUUACGAGAAGCAGAAGGACAAGAUCCACUUAACCUACGACACUCCUGAUAUCAAUCAAGUCAAGAUGAACCAACGAAACCUCAGUGAUCUUUGCUACAAAGAGAAAUACACCAACAGCAAAGGCCAGCUGAUCUCCAUGCCCAUGACACCGGAACUCAUGCACUGUUACCACGUCAAUGAGAUCACCAGCGAUCUAAAAUAUAAAGAGGAUCUGAUGUGGCUGAGGGGCGUCGGCUGCUUCUUGUAUGACACCCCUGAGAUGGUUCAUGUCCGCAGCAUCACCAAACAAAGGGCGAGCUAUCCAGUGGAGGCAAAGAAAAACCUGGCUAACUUCACCGUGGUUCUUGAUACUCCGGAGUACAAGCGUGUAACUGAGCUGAAGACGCACAUGAGUAAUCUAAUCUACAAAGCUCAUAGCAAACAGGAAAUGGCCAAGGUUACGUCUUCUGCAGAUUCUUUGGAUAUCAAGAGGGUCAAAUGGGCUCAACAGCUCUCCAACAAGUACCAGUACACAGAUCUGGCAACCAAGGAAAGGGCACACUUCACACCAGAAAAAGAAACACCAGAUAUGGAGCAUGCCAGAAGAAUGAAAGUGGUCUACAGUAAUAACAAGUACAAAGACCAGUAUGAGAAGAUGAAACACAGAUAUACCGCCAUUGCUGAUACCCCUCACCUGAUACGUGCCAAGAAAGCAUACCUGCAGUCCAGUGAUCUGCGUUAUAAGGAGACGUUUGAGCUUUCUAAGGGCCACUACCACACAGUCAAGGAUGCUUUGGACAUCCUCUGCCACCGCAGAGUCACUGACGACAUCAGUGAGGUGAAAUACAGAGAGAAAUACAUCAGCACUCUGGGGACGUGGAAGUCCAUCCCUGAUCGUCCUGAGUUCUUCUUCAACAGAGUUGUGGGUGAAAACAUCAGCAACGUCAAGUACAAGGAGGACCUAGAAUGGCUGAAGGGUAUUGGAUGCUACGCAUGGGACACUCCUGAGAUGCAGCAGGCCGAGAGGAACAAGACUCUCUACAGUGAGAGACUCUACAAAGCCUCGUUUGAGAAGAAUAGAAGCAAUUUUAAAUACACCUGCGACACGCCGUUUUUCCAGGCUGCGAAGAAUGCCUCCGUCCUCAUCAACGAUAAAAUGUAUAAAUCCAGAGCAAAGGACCUGCUAAAGGGUGGCUGCAAUGUGUUACUACGCCCUGACAUUCUCACAGCCCUUUGCCAGUCCUCAAUGGGCAGUCAGUGGAAAUAUAGGGAGCAGUAUGAACGUGCCAAAGACAAGUUCACCUCUGUCCUGGAGACUCCUAUGUAUGAGACCCAAAAGCGCAGCAAGAAGAUCAGUGAUGUCAUCUACAGAAUGGAGUACAACAUGACAAAGGCUAAGGGAUACUCUCUGCCCUUUGACACUCCACACCAACAACACAUGAAGAGGGUCAAGGAGAUCACCAGUGAUUUGAAGUACAGAGAGGUGUAUGAAAGGAGCAAGGCCCAGAUCAACAUGGACCCCGAGGCUCACGAAAUCCGUGCUGCCAAAGAGGCUUACAAGAACAUCAGCAAUCUGGACUACAGGAAAAAGUAUCAGCAGACCAAGAACAAGUGGAUCUGGACGACUGACAGACCUGACUUCAUCAAUGCUGCAAAGAACUCCUUGCAGCAGAGUGAUGUUGAGUACAAAUAUGACAAGGAGAUGAUGAAGGGCUGUGUGAUACCUGUAGCCACUGACAUGUACACCGUCAUGUACAAGAAGAAUAGCGAAAUGGCCAGUGACGUGAAGUACAAAGAGAAAUAUGAGAAGAACAAAGGCAACUAUGUGCCUGUGUUGGACACUCCUCAAAUUCUCCAUGCCAAGGCUGUGCGCUCACUGGUGUCAGAGAGUAAAUACAAGGCGGCCAGUAAAAAGGUCAUGCAAUCUGGCUCCUUCACCACCCUGAAGGAGACGCGUGACACCGCCCACAGCAAGGAAGUCAACAAGCUAGUCAGUGAGAAAGAGUACAAGGCCAAGUUUGAAAAGGAAAAGGGCAAGUCUGUGUAUAACCACAUGAUCGUGCCUCCGGAUAUUCAGCAUGCCAUGGAAGUAGCAAAGAAUCAGAGCAAUGUUGCCUACAAAAAAGACGCCAAAGCCAGCUUGCAUUACACUACUGUAGUCGACCGACCUGACAUCAAGAAGGCCACCCAGGCAACUAAACUCAUCAGCGAGAUUGGCUAUCGUGAAAAGGCUCGUGAAGAGGCCAGCCGCGGAGGUUCUCUGGCCAACCGCCCAGACAUUGCUUUGGCAACUCGUGUGUCCCAGCUUACUAGCCAGGUGGAGGCCAAGUCCUCCCUCCAUGGAGCUUCUUCCUUUGACACUCCCCUGAUGCGCCACAUUAAGAAAAUGAGUGCGGUGACUAGUGAUGUGAAAUACAAGGAAAAGUUUGAUAAGGAAAUGAAGGGAAAAAGACCACAAUAUGAUAUGAAAGAGAGCAAGAUUUACAAGACUUUGAAGGACGCCAAUGAACUGGCCAGUGAGGUGAAGUAUAAGGGGGACCUGAAGAAGAUCCACAAACCUGUGACGGACAUGGCUGAAUCUCUGUCCAUGCAGCACAACCUGAGCACCAGCAAACUGUCCAGCGACUACUGCUACAAGAAGAAAUUUGAAGAGAGUAAGGGUCACUACCACAUGAUUGCUGACACACCAGAGCAGCUCCAUCUCAAGGAGGCCUCUGAACUGCAGAGCAACGUCAAAUACAAGGAAAAGUAUGAGAAGGAGAAGGGCAAACCUAUGCUGGACUUUGAGACCCCCACAUAUGUGACUGCCAAAGAGGCCCAGCACAUGCAGAGCCAGAAAGAGUAUAAGAAGGACUUUGAGGAGAACAUGAGGGGGAAGAACCUCUCAGGCUUGGAGGUCACCCCUGCAAUGGUUCAUGUCAGACACGCCACCAAAAUAGUCAGUGAGAAAGAGUACAGGAAGGAUCUAGAGGAGGGAGUGAAGGGUAAAGGGCUAACUGUACUGGAGGAAACUCCGGAGCUUUUGAGAGCAAAGAAUGCCACUCAGAUCCUCUGUGAGAGGGAGUACAAGAAAUCUUUGGAGCAGGACAUCAAGGGCCAUGGAAUGUUGGCUUUGGCUACGGACACCCCGGACUUCAUGAGAGCCAGGAACGCCACCGAUAUCCUCAGUCAGACUAAGUACAAGCAGACUGCUGAGAUGGACCGGGCCAGCUACACCACCGUGAUCGACACCCCCGACAUCAUCCACGCUCAGCAGAUGAGAAACAUCGUCAGCCAGAAAAAGUACAGAGAGGAGGCAGAGAAGACCAUGUCUCACUAUGUUCCUGUUCUGGACACUCCAGAGAUGCAGAGAGUCCGCGAGAACCAGAGAAACUUCAGCACACUUCAGUACCAGACUGACCUAAAAAACAUAAAAGGCAAAGUGUCUGCUGUAAAGGACACUCCUGAAAUGCUCCGCGUUAAAGAAAACACAAAGAAUUUCAGCUCGAUUCAGUAUAAAGACGAUUUGGGAGGAGGAACCGCUUUGCCCGAGACCCCUGAGAUGGAAAGAGUUAAACGGAACCAGCGGAACAUUAGCACGAUACAAUACAAGGAGUCUUUGGGUCAAGGCACAGCCAUACCAGAUCUCCCAGAGGUCAAGCGGGUCCGAGAAACCCAGAAGAAUAUCAGUCUGCGUCACUACAAAGAAGGAGUGGGACAAGGCACCUCAGUUUCAGAGACCCCAGAGAUGGAGCGCGUUAAACGCAAUCAGCAGAACAUUAGCAUGAUUAAAUACAAGGACUCUCUGGGUCAAGGCACUGCUAUACCGGAUCUUCCUGAAGUCAAGCGGGUCAAAGAAACCCAGAGGCACAUCAGCUCGGUUUUCUAUAAGGACAGCUCAGCCAAGGGAACUCCUGUGGUGUUCACUCCAGAGAUGGAGCGAGUCAAAAGGAACCAAGAGAACAUUAGCUCGGUGCUUUACUCUGACAGCUUCCGCAAACAGGUCCAAGGCAAGGCCGCCUUCGUCCUGGACACGCCUGAAAUGAGGCGCGUCAGGGAGACCCAGCGGAUCAUCUCAGGGGUAAAAUACCAUGAAGAUUUUGAGAAAAGUAAGGGAAGCUUCACUUCCACCACCUCUGAUCCGGUGACGGAGCGGGUCAAGAGGAAUACGCAGGACUUCAGCGACAUCAGCUACCGCGGCAUCCAGAGGCGCGUGGUGGAGAUGGAGAGGAGACGAGCCAUCGAGCACGACCAGGAGACCAUCACAGAUUUGCGUGUUUGGCGCACCAACCCUGGCUCUGUGUUUGACUAUGAUCCCGCCGAGGACAACAUCCAAUCCAGGAGUCUGCAUAUGAUGUCAGUCCAAGCCCAGCGGCGCAGCAAGGAGCAUUCCCGCUCCACCAGCGCCCUGAGCGGCAUGGCGGAUGAGAAGUCAGAGGUGUCCCAGGAUGCGGACCACCACCUGUCGCUCUACAGCAACGGCUUCAUGACCAGCUCUAUUGGUUACCAGCAGGCUAAGACUGUGGAGCUACAGCAGAGGUCGUCAUCUGUGGCCACCCAGCAGACCACUGUCUCCUCCGUCCCCUCACACCCCUCCACCACUGGGAAAACCGUACGUGCCAUGUACGACUACACGGCAGCCGACAGCGACGAGGUGUCGUUCAAAGACGGCGAUGUCAUAGUUAACGUACAGUCCAUCGACGAAGGCUGGAUGUACGGCACCGUGCAGCGCACCGGCAAGACCGGCAUGCUGCCCGCCAACUAUGUUGAAGCAAUUUAAAGACAGAGCCCGCCCACGGUCCCUCCCUCUAGAGUGGGCGAGACACAUCCACAGGCCCAACCGACCGACUGACCGACCGGUCCUCCUGCCACCAAAGAGUAGCUUUUAGGUUUUCGUUUUUCUUUGUUUCAGUAUAUCGAUGUUGGUAUUUCUUCUCACUGUCACACUCUGCUUCCCCGUCACCUGUGGAUGUGAUAAAAGCUUUAAAUCAUGACACAUACUUCUUCUUGCCUCCUAUGACAAAAACUGCUCUAAGACGUCAUUGUAGAAAUUAACCAACAUGCAACAUGACUCAAUAGUUUGUACAUUUCAAUCAUUAGACACUAUUAUGAUCUUUUUUUUCCUAAAAGCAAACUGCUUUUUGUGGAGAUUGGAAUCCUCAAAAAACACACAGACCCUGAAAUGACAAACUUCUGAAUCUUUGCCUUUGUGAUGAAGGCUGGCCACAAGCACAAUGUGUGUUCUGUUUCUUCCGAUUAUGUAGGUUCUGGCUAAGGCGUGUCCUCUACCUUUAAUCAGUAGCUAAUAAAGCACACCGAGCUCCUGCAGCA
This is a messenger RNA of Oryzias latipes (Japanese medaka), 19751 nucleotides long. It is a transcript of the gene neb, whose product is annotated as nebulin. The record is from RefSeq and is a predicted model, not a curated record. Gene Ontology annotation, biological process: cardiac muscle thin filament assembly. Gene Ontology annotation, molecular function: actin filament binding. NCBI's taxonomy places the organism in Eukaryota, Metazoa, Chordata, Actinopteri, Beloniformes, Adrianichthyidae. Gene Ontology annotation, cellular component: Z disc.